CCUGUUUAGUUGUUUACUGUAGGACAAGAUAAUAGAUAUAGUGCCAAGCUCUGCGUGAGAAGGGCAGUGGCAGGCUUGAUAUAGGGGGGUUUCUCAACGUAAAGUUGUAGAAUAAGGACACUUUUAGUGCCAAACUUUAUGUCAUGCACAAUUACAGUGAUGAGGUGGCAUUUAGUGACAAUUUUUGCGUAUGGUACAAAACUUUCUGUGAUAUUAGUAUUUCCAUACUUGCUGUGGCUUGAGCAGGAAUUGUGCAGAAAAUAGUGUCAGCAUAACGUUGUUUGGCUUAGGCACGAGCACAACGCCGUGUAUGGAGCAGAGAAGUUAAAUAAAGUAGUGUGUAUGGUAUAGCGCCAUAUUUACUGUGGCUGUGCUUGUGUCAUUUAUAUUGGUACAGGAUAGUGUAAGGCUUUGUAUAAGACUUGUGGGCCAGAAGUGGUGUCAUGGCUCUGUGGCUCCGCACUUGUUCCCAUCUGGUCCGGAGGAACUGUAUUCGUUUGACUCAGGAGCCUCACGUCAGGCCGCUAGCAGUGUGUAGUGGGCAUAGGGGCUUCGCUGUAUUAGCUUCUCAGUCUGAUCCAAGCUUUGGUUUUCUGUUUGAUAUUGAUGGAGUCCUAGUAAGGGGCAGAAACCCCAUCCCAGGGGCAGCUGAAGCUUUUGGGAGACUGUUGGGUCAUGAUGGAAAGCUGUCCGUGCCUGUUGUAUUUGUGACCAAUGCAAGUAAUUGUCUGCGCCAUGAAAGAGCUGCAGAGCUAAGUACGGUGCUUGGAAUCGAGGUUUCAUCAGAUCAGAUUAUUCUGUCUCACAGCCCACUGAGGAUGUUUCAGCAGUUUCAUGACAAGUGUGUUCUGAUGUCUGGCCAAGGUCCUUUAGAACAGAAUGCCAGAGAUCUGGGAUUCAGGAAUGUGGUUACUAUUGAUGACCUGAGGUCGGCAUACCCCAUGCUGGACAUGGUGGAUCACAGUCGCCGGCCUAAGAAACUGCCUCCUGUCAGCCCAGACUUUCCUGCAAUAGAAGCUGUAGUACUCCUGGGUGAGCCAGUCCGAUGGGAAACCAGCCUGCAGCUAAUUCUGGACGUACUGCUGAGUUGUGGGAAGCCCAUAGAAUGGAUGCCCCAGGCUCCCUAUCCACAUAUCCCAGUCCUGGCCUGCAACAUGGACCUUCUGUGGAUGGCUGAGGCUAAGAUACCUAGAUUUGGUCACGGCACGUUCCUUGUCUGCCUGGAGACUUUAUAUCACAAGCUCACUGGGAGGGAGCUCAAAUAUGAAUUCCUGAUCGGGAAACCCAGUACAGUGACAUACUGCUUUGCUGAGCAUCGUAUCCUGAAACAGGCAAUGGAGAAAGGAUGGAAGAAACAUAUCCGGACCCUGUAUGCUGUAGGGGAUAAUCCAAUGACUGAUAUAUAUGGUGCUAACCUAUACAAUCAGUACUUGCAGAGUGCACCUUCUAAGGCUGGGCAGCCACAGAGUUGCAGUUCUAUCCUAGUGUGUACGGGAGUGUAUGGAAAUCAAGGAACAGUGCCCCAAGACUCACAAGAGAGUGUCAAGGAGACUGUUUUUCAUGGGCACCGAGACGUCCGACUUGAUCCCAGCCUGGUCGAGGCAUCAUAUGUAGUGCAAGAUGUGGGUCAGGCUAUAGAUCUGGUGCUAAGAAAAGAGAACUGGAUUUCUAACGGUGAAAUAGUUGAUAGCACAAUUCCAGGAGUUAGAAAAUGAGUUGCAUAUAGAGGCUGGUCCUUAAAAAGAAAACAGUGGAGCCCAUGAGCGCGGGUGUGAAUGCUGCCAUAAGAAUACAGAAUUGGGACUUGUUCUGUUUUACUGGAGCAGGGGAUAGCUUGCUACCAGGACUAACGGUAGAGUUUACAGAUUCUAAUCUACCCAUUGUCAGGGAAACAAAACGUGAAGCGUUAAAGGGACAUUGUACACUAGAUUUUUCUUUGCAUAAAUGUUUUGUAGAUGAUCCAUUUAUAUAUCCCAUCUGGGAAUGUUUUGUAACAAUUUAUAGUUUUGCUUAUUUUUAAAUAACAUUGUGCUGAUUUUCAGACUCCUAAGCAAGCCCCAAAGUUUUAGAUGUAUAUUGAUGUUUGCAGACUCUUGUUUGUGUAAUGGGUCUUUUCAUAUGCAGGGAAGGGAGUGUCUGCCUUUCUUGCUUUCCCAGCCCAUUUUUAUGGGUGUUCCAACCUAACCUCAUCAACGGUGCUAAACUGGGAGCUUCUAAGUACGUUUUUAAAAGGUUUUAUACUGGACUUUUAUAUCAGUAUCUGUGCAUAUUCUUCUUUAUAGUACUGGCUAUUACAUGCAGUUAUAUGAAAAUUAGUGUAAACUGUCCCUUUAACUAAAUACUGGGAUUUUUAUACAUUUUAAACAUUUUAUUAUGUUUUUCUAGAUAGAUGUUUCAAAUGUUUUUUGAACUUUUGUUUGGAAAACAAUGGCUAUUUUACUGUAAUUUUAUUUUAAUACAUGUGAGAAUUUGAGCACAUAUUAAUGGGACAUUAAACACUUUGAGAUAGUAAUACAAAAUUUAUAAUUUCAUUAUUUAUUUUGUCCCCUUUUCCUUUAAUUCCAUUAUGAAAUUGUGAGCUUUUUAGCUCUGGUUGGAAAAGGAGGUGCAGAACACUGUUAUAUUUUACACAACCAUUGGCUGUACACUCUAGUGACCUAUUUAUAACUGUCCCUAAUUGGCCACAGCAGAGAUGGUAACCUAAGUUACAACAUGGCAGCUCCCAUUGUUUUAUAGACACUAAAACUUUACACUUAUUUUGUCAAUAUUUUAACAUGUAACUUUAAAAAAUACAUCAACAUGUUAGUCAUAGACUAAUCUUUUCUUUAAAUGAAUCAUUCUAUCAAGCAUUUAUUUAGCUUUUAAUGUCCCUUUAAAGCAUCUAAAUUAUAUAUUUAUUUAUCAGGAUUCAUUGAUAGAGUAGCUAUAUAUCUUCACAGUUAACAUAGUAAUUAUCUGUCAUCAUGUUGCACCAAUUGUGAAUCGACUUAUGCUAAAAAUCCUCAAAUCAGCUAUUCACAAAUUGCAAGUUGGACAGCGAAUGGCUAAGGUUCUCAGGCAGGGAACUUGACUGUCUGCAUUUGAGGCAAGGUGCCAUCCGCUGCCCACAACUUGGACCACCCCUUACCCUGCUGUUGUGCAGCCCACUGAGGGAGAGCAGGGCAUGUCAAAUCAGUCAGGGAGUGAGAGAGAGCAUAAGAAGCAGACUGUUUUUUUCUAAGCAAGCCUGCACCCCAAGGGCUGAAAAUCUGACUUUGUCAGCUUAAGAGCAUGUCACUUUAAAGGGACAGUCUACAAUAUAAUUUUUAUUGUUUUAAAAAAUAGAUAAUCCUUUUAUUACCCAUUCCCCAGUUUUGCAUAACCAACACAGUUAUAUUAAUAUACUUUUUACCUCUGUGUUUACCUUGUAUCUAAGAAUCUUUUGACUGCUCCCUGAUCACAUGACUGUAACUGUUUAUUAUCUAUUGUCUUAAAUUUAGCAUUGUGUUGUGCUAAAUCUUAAAUAACCCCCCGUGUCUGAACACAGUGUUAUCUAUAUGGCCCACAUGAACUAACAAGUCUCUUGUUGUGAAAAGCAAUUUAAAAAGCAUGUGAUAAGAGGCUGCCUUCAAGGGCUUAGAAAUUAGCAUAUGAGCCUAUCUAGGUUUAGUUUCAAGGGAACAAAGCAAAAUUGAUGAUAAAAGUAAACUGGAAAGUUGAUUAAAAUUACCUAUCUGAAUAAUGAAGAUUUAAUUUUAACUAGAUUGUCCCUUUAAAAUUAAAGUGCAAUUCUCUGUGUUUACUUGUACAAGUACCACUCGAGAUCUGCAGAGCACUGCUGGUACAGAGAGAAAACUGACCUAAUCAGCAGUGCUAGUUGCAUGACAAAGCUGAUUAGGGGGUGCAGGGUCGCUAAUCUUACAAUGACAUUCUCUAUUGAAUUAGAGUAUGUCAUUUUUCAACUAUAAUGACCCUUUAAUAAAUUGAGGCCACAAAGCCAUUCUUCACAGA
This is a messenger RNA of Bombina bombina (fire-bellied toad), 3990 nucleotides long. RefSeq names its product haloacid dehalogenase like hydrolase domain containing 5 (gene HDHD5). The record is from RefSeq and is a predicted model, not a curated record. The transcript is spliced from 8 exons. Lineage: Eukaryota; Metazoa; Chordata; Amphibia; Anura; Bombinatoridae. Gene Ontology annotation, cellular component: mitochondrion. Gene Ontology annotation, biological process: glycerophospholipid biosynthetic process. Bases 444 to 1715 code for a protein of 423 amino acids.